AUGUCCAACAUCCACGUCUCCUCGCACCCCUGCGUCCGCUCCAAGCUCUCCCAGCUCCGCUCUGCCUCGACCAACGCCCGCCACACCAAAGCCCUCGUACACGAAAUCGCAACAAUCCUCGGUGUCGAAGCUUUCGCCCAUGGCCUGCAAGCCCAGCAGACUGGCACGGACACAUCCCCUCUCGGCUAUGAAUACACCACCGAAGACGUCUCGCUCUCCACCAUGACCCUCGUGCCCAUCUUGCGCUCUGGUCUAAGCAUGGUGGACGCAGUCCAGUCGCUCCUCCCAUCACCAAUCUCAGUCCAUCACUUGGGCAUGUAUCGCGAGAAGAGCACGCUGCAGCCUGUGGAGUACUACAACAACUUGCCCUACCAAAAAGCAGGAGAGUCGUCCAAGAUUCCUGAGUUGGCCAUUAUCGUAGAUCCCGUUAUCGCGACUGGGUCAACUGCAUGCGCAGCGAUCGAGACGUUGAGGGAUUGGGGUGUCAAGAGGAUAAUUUCGAUUUCGAUAUUGGCUAGCCAGGCUGGUUUGCAACGAGCAGCGGAGUCGUGGCCGGAGGCAGUAGAGCUCUGGGUAGGAGGGGUCGACGCGGAGACUGAUGCACAAGGCAUGAUCAAGCCUGGGCUGGGUGACAUUGGGGACCGCCUCUACUUGACCUUGGGGAAGUGA
Messenger RNA from Fulvia fulva, 669 nucleotides. Its product is annotated as Putative uracil phosphoribosyltransferase urg2. NCBI's taxonomy places the organism in Eukaryota, Fungi, Ascomycota, Dothideomycetes, Mycosphaerellales, Mycosphaerellaceae. The record is from RefSeq and is a predicted model, not a curated record. The coding region runs from base 1 to 669 and encodes 222 amino acids. The transcript is spliced from 2 exons.